AUGGCCGAACCAAAGUCGAUGAGCGAUGGCGAUCUAGCUCAUGGUGAACUAGCUCAUGGCGAAACCCAUGUCAAUCUCAACAAUAAUCUGGACGCAAAAAUCCAGAACCCUUUGGCUGGCAUCCCUGAAGCGCAGUUACUCCAACAGGUGUCGGACUUCGCCGUAGAGAAGGGCCUUACUGAACAUACGGAACUCUUGAGAAAGGGUGCCCUUGUUGCUCAAAGCCCAGAUAACUACGAAGAUAUCACGGGCCAGUAUGCCUUGGUUCCCGAGGAGAUCGACGCCCUUCGCAACGAGGUGCUACACAAGUGGCGCCAACCAUUUGCGUUAUACAUGACCAUUGUCACGUGCUCCAUCGGUGCCGCUGUGCAAGGCUGGGAUCAGACUGGUAGUAACGGCGCCAAUCUGAGUUUCCCUGAGGUGUAUGGCAUUGGAAGUGACUCGGUGAAAGACACCCUUCUCGUCGGGCUCGUCAAUUCGGGCCCAUAUAUCGGCGCGGCCUUUGUUGGCUGCUGGCUAUCGGACCCCCUGAACCACUACUUCGGCCGUCGCGGCACGAUCUUCUUCUCCGGCGUCUUCUGUUUCCUGCCCAUCUUCGGAUCUGCCCUCGCACAAACCUGGGAAGAGCAACUUGCCUGCCGUUUACUCCUUGGAUUGGGUAUGGGGUCUAAAGGAAGUACGGUCCCUAUCUAUGCCGCCGAAAAUAGUCCCGCAGCGAUUCGAGGUGCCCUGGUUAUGUCCUGGCAGUUAUGGACGGCCUUCGGUAUCUUUUUGGGAAAUUGCGCAAAUCUCGCUGUUGUUAACACUGGAAAAUAUGCGUGGAGAUUGCAACUCGGAUCCGCUUUCAUCCCAGCUAUUCCAUUGCUCAUCCUGAUCUAUUUCUGCCCCGAAUCUCCUCGUUGGUUGAUGAAGAAGAAUAGAUACCCAAAAGCAUUUGCCUCUCUCAUAAAACUACGGAACAACCCAGUUCAGGCUGCCGCCGACCUCUACUAUAUCCACUCGCAACUAGAAGUCGAGCGUGAUAUCAUUGGAAAGAGCAACUAUGUGACCCGUUUCGUGCAACUAUUCACCAUCCCCCGUGUCCGCCGCGCCACCCUCGCCUCCUUCGUGGUCAUGAUCGGUCAACAAAUGUGCGGUAUCAACAUCAUCGCCUUCUACUCGUCGACCAUCUUCAAGAAUUCCGGAUUCACAGAUUUCCAAGCCCUGUUCGCCUCGUGGGGAUUCGGUCUCAUCAACUUCCUCUUCGCAUUCCCAGCCAUAUGGACCAUCGAUACUUUCGGCCGACGAGCACUCCUCCUUUUCACAUUCCCCAACAUGGCAUGGUCGCUGCUCGCAGCCGGUCUCUGUGCUCUCAUCGACAUAGAGUCCACCGCUCAUCUUGCCCUCGUCGCCAUGUUCGUCUACAUCUUCGCCAUGUUCUACUCGCCCGGUGAAGGACCCGUUCCAUUCACCUACUCCGCUGAAGUCUUCCCUCUCUCUCAUCGUGAGGUCGGUAUGGGCUGGGCCGUCGCAACAUGUCUCUUCUGGGCCUGUGUCUUGACUAUGUUCCUCCCCCUCAUGUUGACAGCCAUGACCACCACCGGAGUCUUCUGCUUCUACGCCGGAACGAACGUCAUCGCACUGAUCAUGAUCUUCCUCUGGGUCCCAGAAACCAAACAGCGCACCCUAGAAGAACUCGACUACAUCUUCGCCGUGCCCACCCGCACACACAUGCACUACCAACUCACCAAGGCGCUCCCAUGGUGGUUCAACCGCUGGGUGCUCAUGCGCAAGGGCGCCGUCCUCGAGCCCCUCUACCACUUCGAGAGCAACAACGACCAAGACCGCAUCGGAGCCCUCCACGCAGCGGACAAGGCGCGCGCCGACCGGAAAGCUGGAAACGGCGACGUCAUCCACACGGACAGCAAUGAUGGAUCUAGCACGGAGAUUGCCGAGAAGUCAUAA
Messenger RNA from Venustampulla echinocandica, 1944 nucleotides. RefSeq names its product MFS general substrate transporter. Gene Ontology annotation, molecular function: myo-inositol:proton symporter activity. The transcript has 4 exons. Gene Ontology annotation, cellular component: membrane. The record is from RefSeq and is a predicted model, not a curated record. Gene Ontology annotation, biological process: transmembrane transport. The coding region runs from base 1 to 1944 and encodes 647 amino acids. Lineage: Eukaryota; Fungi; Ascomycota; Leotiomycetes; Helotiales; Pleuroascaceae.